UGCAUGUUUUUGGGACCAGCCAUUUUGUAUAGUUAAAAAAGUUCAGUAUUUUUAAUGGUGGAAAAAUUUAUAUUUGAUAGAUAAUCUUGAUAAUCCCUCACCAUGAAGCGAAGGGGUGGUUUUGAAGACGUAGUUGAAAGGAAGAUUCCACGAUCUGAGGACUUCUUCGAUGUCACGCCAAUWCGGAGAUCUUCCACCAAAUCGUUGCCGUCCUUUCGCCGCCCUGUUGAAAUUGGUCAUUUCUCGCUCGAUAUCGAUAGAAAAUUCCACGAUGAUAAGCACCAGCUAAAGUAUUUUUGCCCUCCACAUACCAUUAACUUUGAUUUAUCUGUCGGCUACAAGGAUUUUAUAGCAAGRAAUGAAGACGUGAAGGAAAAGUUAGAUCACUUGUUGAUGUGGGUGGAUAAGCACAGAGACAAGUUUGAACUUCCUAAAAAAGAAUCUCUAGAAAACGGACAGGGAGCUUCGUCAAGCAACCCUUCGACCAGUUUAAAUACAGACUUCAUCACUUGGAGAGGUCACAUGACAAAACUGUUAUGUACACCUUAUGAGACUCGGGAACCCUGGAAAAUGGCAGCAACAUUGUACAAAGGAACCAUUUAUCUGAGUGAAAUUGAAACUAAAGAAGCGUAUGAUAGGAGAAAAAACAUGGAGGAGAAACACAAGGAGAUGUGCUAUUGGGGACACAAGUUUGAAAGCUAUGUCUGUUCACUUGUGUCARAGAAGCAGAAGAAAAGAUCAAGUGAGACAACCAGUAAGUCAGAUAYUGCAAAUGGGGCUUCAUCAACUGCUUCUACAUCUAAGGAUUCAGAGAAGGAUCCACCUUGCAACAACUGUGAGGGAUUUAUUUCAGUUGUCAGGACAAGACUGGAAAAGCAUUCUUUGGUGUUUGGUGCUGAGGUUGAUUGUUGUACAAAGGAAAAUGAGGCGUCCCCUGGAAACUACAUUGAAUUAAAGACAUCAACCCGUCCUCACACACACCAUCAGCAUUGGUCAUUCCAAAGGUACAAGCUACUGAAAUGGUGGGCACAGUCUUACUUGGCAGGAAUACCAAAGAUUAUUUGUGGAUUUCGUCAACACCAUAGUUUUGUGAAUGAGCUCCAGACCUACAAUACAUUGGAAAUUCCAAGAAUUGUUGAACAUGAACACAACAUGUGGGACUUGAAUAUUAGUUUGAAUUUCUUGAAUAAGUUUUUAGAUUGGGUGAAGACAGUUGUAGUGAAAAGUGAUGCUAAAAAGGUGUACUUAUUCUCCUUUGAGGAACCAUUUAACCAUAUUUCUGUUGUAGAAUCCAGUAAUGAGGAGGAUAGUUUUCUACCUGAAUGGUACACAAAAGAAAUGUAAAAUAUAAAAGCUAAGACUAAAGUAUAUUAGUAAGACUAAAAUAUAUCCUUCAUCCCUUUUGUCUUGCGCCAGACGAUAGGUGCAUGUGGGUUCUCGGCCCACAAAGUGGGCCUUGAUUUAACAAUUAAUAAUUUUAGAUUUUUUAUAUCUUUAUACAUGUAGGCUCAUUCUUUCUUUCUUUCAAUUUAUUAUAUUUUAAUUAUAGUAUAUACAUUAGAAUAUUGUAAUUAGAUUUAGAUUUUAGAUUGUGAGGGCCACUAGGUUAUCAGUUUAAUGUACUGUUAUGUGUAACCCUCUUUAAAUAAAGUUUAUUGUAUUGUAUUGUA
This is a messenger RNA of Actinia tenebrosa (Australian red waratah sea anemone), 1670 nucleotides long. Its product is annotated as decapping and exoribonuclease protein. Gene Ontology annotation, cellular component: nucleus; cytosol. The record is from RefSeq and is a predicted model, not a curated record. Gene Ontology annotation, molecular function: mRNA 5'-diphosphatase activity. NCBI's taxonomy places the organism in Eukaryota, Metazoa, Cnidaria, Anthozoa, Actiniaria, Actiniidae. Gene Ontology annotation, biological process: NAD-cap decapping; nuclear-transcribed mRNA catabolic process.